AUGACACAGCAGACACAACAGUCUACUACAAUGGAUACCCAAAUGUUGAGUCAAUUGAUGAAGACUACACCAAUUCCUUCUGUUCUUUUGCAGAGAAUUCCAAAUUUGCCUCCGAAUGUGAAUACGUGGACACAGAUCUUUGGAUUGAUGACAAGCGGGCAGUUAAAUCAGAGCUAUGCACCAAUUAUUAGACAAGCGUACAGUGUACAUCUUCAAAUGCUCCAGAAGCAACAUGCCCAGAAGAUUCAA
Molecule: messenger RNA, 249 nt
Organism: Williopsis jadinii
Lineage: Eukaryota; Fungi; Ascomycota; Saccharomycetes; Phaffomycetales; Wickerhamomycetaceae
Exons: 1
Source: RefSeq, a predicted model, not a curated record